AUGGCCGCCGAAGUUCAAAGUACCGGACUCGCGACUCUCAGUGAAGCUUACUCGGUGAUUAUUCGGUCUCUCAGCAUCGAAAAUAAACUUCCACGGGUCGACAACAUCAUUGAAGUAGCUCGAGAACAUGCAAGGCCAUAUGAAGAAAGAAAUGAUAUGAGGAGGGCGACAGAAGUCUACCUGUGGCUGAUCAGGACAGCAAACCUUUUCCCUUCCGACACAGCGUUUGUUCAUAAAUCUAUGGCGGUGAUACUCGAGCAUCUAGGUCAGCUCAUGGAGUACAUCAAACUCUCAAGUCGACUGAAACCGGAAGCUCUUCGACGCAAGCAUUUCGAAGACGAAGUUAUGGCAGAAAUCAAUGCCUUACCGCAACAGAUCGAGAGUGAGCUGCAGCUGGACAAGGUAGAAAGUAGAAACACAUUUGUCCACUUGAUGAGGAUAUACCAUAAACAGGAUCGUCUUUGCAUAUUUCCUUCUCGGCUUAUCAGGAUUGCACAGCAGGAUCCUACCUUUCCUCAACGAAGGCGGCCGAUCCCAUACAGGUUUAUUAACGAGGAUGAAGAGCUUGCUGAAAUGGAGGCUGUAACUGGAUGGACAAAGCUGCAUUGGGACGCCGCUAAAGAUAACAGACAAUCACUUCGUCAUCAGAUGGAGAAAGAUUUUGACCCGGACACACGCGACCUUCUUGGGCAUACAGCACUCCAUCUAGCCUGCCAGGGGAGAUGGUCUCUAGUAGCAAUACUUCUUGCUAGAAACGGCGCGGAUAUUGAUGCCAGAGCCAGAAAUGGGUCAACGCCACUUCACUAUGCAGCCAAAGGUAGCCAUCUGUUGAUUACUAAGUUCUUUGUUACGUAUGGGGCGGAGGUUAAUGUAAAAGAUGCGGCAGGAAUGACACCAGCUAUGUGGGCCGCUCUCGAGGGAUGCAAGGAUGUUCUAAAGUGUCUGCUGAGGUAUUCGAAUCUGAACCUGAGAGAUAGUGGCGGCAGGGCAAUUCUUCAUCACGCAGUGCUAUCCGGAUGCUCUGGUAUUGUCGAUGUUUUUGAAUAA
Messenger RNA from Fusarium subglutinans, 1047 nucleotides. Its product is annotated as ankyrin repeat. NCBI's taxonomy places the organism in Eukaryota, Fungi, Ascomycota, Sordariomycetes, Hypocreales, Nectriaceae. Gene Ontology annotation, molecular function: protein binding. The record is from RefSeq and is a predicted model, not a curated record. The transcript has a single exon. Bases 1 to 1047 code for a protein of 348 amino acids.